AUGCAGAUACGCAAACAAACCAGCAGCAGCAGCAGCAGCAGCAGCAGCAGCAGCAGCACAAAACGCAGCGAAGGCUAUAGCAGCAGCAGCAGCGAAGGCGAUAGCAGCAGCAGCAGCAACAUCGAAAGCGAUAGCAGCAGCAGCAGUAGCAGCGAAGGCGAUAGCAGCAGCAGCAGUAGCAGCGAAGGCGAUAGCAGCAACAGCAACAGCAGCGAAAGAGAUAGCAGCAACAGCAACAGCAGCGAAGGAGAUAGCAGCAACAGCAACAGCAGCGAAGGCGAUAGCAGCAGCAGCAGCAGCAACAGCAACAGCAGCGAAGGCGAUAGCAGGAGCAGCAACAGCAACAGCAGCAAAGGCGAUAGCAGCAGCAGCGAAGGCGAUACCAGCAGCAGCAGCAGAAGCAACAGCAGCAGCAGCAGCAAAGUAGAUGAAGAUUUUCUCAACAGCAACACGGAAUCAUAA
This is a messenger RNA of Eimeria acervulina, 462 nucleotides long. RefSeq lists its product as hypothetical. The record is from RefSeq and is a predicted model, not a curated record. NCBI's taxonomy places the organism in Eukaryota, Apicomplexa, Conoidasida, Eucoccidiorida, Eimeriidae. The coding region runs from base 1 to 462 and encodes 153 amino acids. The transcript has a single exon.